Molecule: messenger RNA, 967 nt
Organism: Galeopterus variegatus (Sunda flying lemur)
Lineage: Eukaryota; Metazoa; Chordata; Mammalia; Dermoptera; Cynocephalidae
Exons: 3
Coding region: 1-834 (277 amino acids)
Biological process (GO): neuron cell-cell adhesion; neuron migration
Source: RefSeq, a predicted model, not a curated record
AUGAACUGCCCCCGCAGUCCUUACCGAGAGCUUAAGCGUUUCUAUACCUCAAGGGAUCCCGAGGACCUCCCUCUGCAGCCCCAGCCCAGCCGCUUCCAGGAAGCCCCAUCCCCAGGCCACCAGACUACGCCGGGCCGGCAGCCUCGUGCCCAGGAUGCUGCGCCAGGCCCGAGAAUAAAGCAGCUCCGGGAAACAAAGAAUCCGGGCUCUCCAGACCUCGGAGCUUCAGCCCAGCACUCUGGCAGCGGCAUCCCUUUCCGGGGACCAGGGCUCUCCCGGCUCCCCGUCCCCUCCAGCCCUCCCCAGCCUCCCCCGCCUCCCGCGCCCGCUCGCUGUCUCGCUCCCUCCCCGCCCGCUUCCUCCCCCACCAUCGCAGCGCUGGGAGGAAGGCGGCCGGGGCUCAAGAUGGCUUUAGCCGGGCUCUGCGCCCUACUCGCCUGCUGCUGGGGGCCGGCGGCGGUGCUGGCCACGGCCCCCGGCGACGUGGAUGCAUCCAAGGAGCUGGAGUGCAAGCUCAAGAGCAUCACGGUGUCGGCGCUGCCCUUCCUGCGCGAGAACGACCUGAGCAUCAUGCACAGCCCCUCGGCCUCGGAGCCCAAGCUCCUCUUCUCGGUGCGCAACGACUUCCCGGGAGAAAUGGUCGUGGUGGACGACCUGGAGAACACCGAGCUGCCCUACUUCGUGCUGGGAGACGCCCCACUCCAGGACCGUCCUCCACACCCACUCGCAGGCUGGCGUCUCAGUGCACCUGACUUCUCCCCAAACCCGACCUGGAAGCUCAGCUUCCCCUCAACUGCCCUGCCCCAAAGGAACAGGUUGCAUGAGUCUCUCUGAAACCUUUCCCGGGCCUUGUCCUCCCAGCUUUGAUUCAGGAGCACAUCCACACAGCACUUUUUGUCUGCUACCAGCUCAGCUACCCUAAGUCCUCUCCCACUCCUGGCCAUAUGCUCAGUUCUUUGCUUUACAC